UCGCGCAGGCGCAGUACCGCCAUGGCGGGCGGGGGCACCGCCGCGCGCGUGCUGGGGCGCGCCGCGGGGUGGGGGCGGCCGCUGGGCCCCGAGGAGACGCUGGGGCUGCUGGAGGCUUCUGUGGUGCACCGGGAAGGAGCCCUGCUGGCGCUGAGCAAGCCCCCCGGCCUGCCCGUCCUGGGGCGCCCCGGGGAGCUGAGCCUGGUGCUGCUGCUGCCGGCGCUGAGACGACGCCUGGGCCUCCCCGCUGAGCUCCACGUGGUGAAGGCUCCCGCCAGAGCUCCCACGACCCGCAGGGAGUGUUCCGGCCUCGUCCUCCUGUCCGGCUGCCACCACGCCACCGAGCGGCUCCAGCGGUUCUUUGCCGAUGCCCGUCGGAGAGGCCGGUACCCCACCACGUACCACGCCGUCACCGUGGGGGUCCCAGCGGAGGCGGAGGGCGAGAUCCGCGCCGGGCUGCGCUGGCAGCAGCAGGGUGACACCACCGUGGUGGUGCCGGUGUUGGCUCCAGGACGCCGCAGCCUGGCCAGGAAGGAGGUGAAGAGCACCCUGACGCACUACCGGGUGCUGGGGGCCGCAGGGGGCUGUGCCCUGCUCCAGCUCCAGCCCCGGACAGCCUUCCCGGAGCAGCUCCCGGUGCACCUGACGUUGCUGCUGUGCCCGGCCCUGGGCGACCACAAGCAUUCAUCCCGUGUGGGCAGGGUGCUGGGGGUGCCAUUCCUCCUGCCCCCCGAGGCUGCCCCGACCCGCACGCAGAUGCUGGACGAGGAGCUGCUGUGCCGGCUGGGGAUCUCCCCGCGGCAGCUCCACCGCCUCCCGCUCCACCUCCACCUGCGGCAGCUGGUGCUGCCCCAGGGCCCGCUCUGUGCCCCCCUGCCCCCCCCCUUCCUGCGCACCCUGCGCCGCUUGGGGCUGCCCGGGCACCGGGAGCCCCCUGCAACCCGCUCCCCUCUGCCACCCCAUUAAAUCCUACCUGCUGCC
Harpia harpyja (harpy eagle) is the source of this 981-nucleotide messenger RNA. RefSeq names its product RNA pseudouridine synthase D3 (gene RPUSD3). Gene Ontology annotation, biological process: pseudouridine synthesis. The coding region runs from base 22 to 966 and encodes 314 amino acids. The transcript has 9 exons. The record is from RefSeq and is a predicted model, not a curated record. Gene Ontology annotation, molecular function: pseudouridine synthase activity; RNA binding. Lineage: Eukaryota; Metazoa; Chordata; Aves; Accipitriformes; Accipitridae.